CUCAGUGAUCCUUCACCUCAUUCUUUCCGAAGCCCCUCCACUCGCUGCAGGAACCCCCCCAUCGGCAAGGACCAUGACGAACUCCCUGCUCAGGUCACUGGCAGCCCUGCUGUGUGUGCUGAGUGUCUGCGCCGAUGUGACGCCCGCGGCUGACUUUGACGUGACUCGGGUCAAUGGGAGGUGGUAUCUGGUUGGUUUCGCCACCAACGCUCCAUGGUUUGUGAACAACAAGGCCGGCAUGAAGACGGGCAUCGCCGUGAUGGUCCCCACUGCGGAGGCAGAUCUGCAGGUCGCCCACACCCAUUUGAAUGCCGAUGGAAGCUGCUGGAGAAUGUCUCAUGUGGCGAGUAAAACCGCGACUCCUGGAAAAUUCUUCUUCCACAGCGAAGCCUGGGGCAACGACAACGACAUGAUCUUCACCGACGUCCAGUACGCCGAGCACGCGGUGGUCUACAACGUCAAGACCAAGGACGGAGUAUCGGAGGUCCUGAACAAGCUCUUCAGCCGAACACCCGAGGUGGGUGCAGCGGUGACCCAGAGAUUCCAUCAAUUCUCCCUGGAUCAGGGCGUUCUGGCCGACAACAUCGUCAUGCUGCCCCCUAACGGCGAAUGCCCUGAAGCCUAAAGGACUGCCCGAAAUCCGACACACUGCUCCUGCUGUAGAAGUCCGAAACCGUUUCAGCUCAGAGCGCUCUCUCCGUGGAGCGGUACCACUAGGAGACUGCGCUCCCCGCUCAUGAGCAUAUCAACGAGCAAUCACUCACUCAUAGCCUUUGUCUCUUGGCUUAUUUUGCUGUAGCAUGAUGGUUGACAAAGGGUUUGAUAAAGAGAUUUUAGAAAGAUGUAUGAUUCUUAAACGGGGGCUGGGACUCCCACAAAGAACACACUCCCCAUACAAGCGUCAUGAACCAUUUUUAUUCGACUAUCUUUUUACUGUUUGCUUAAUUUUGCUUUGGUUAAAUAAAGGCCUUUUAAUUACAAAGUUGUUUUUCUGUAUUAUAAA
This is a messenger RNA of Gadus chalcogrammus (walleye pollock), 1003 nucleotides long. Its product is annotated as lipocalin-like. Gene Ontology annotation, molecular function: small molecule binding. The transcript has 6 exons. Lineage: Eukaryota; Metazoa; Chordata; Actinopteri; Gadiformes; Gadidae. The coding region runs from base 74 to 625 and encodes 183 amino acids. The record is from RefSeq and is a predicted model, not a curated record.